UGGUUGUUGGUUUUCCGUCCAAUCCUCAUGUAUAAUUAACGGAAUGAUACGUUUUUGUUGUAAUAAAGUAUCAACAAUUUCCCGCGCUGUAUUUUUUAAAGUUAACAAUAAAUCUUUUACAUGUGAUUAAAUUUAGUAAUAAUAUGAACUUGCGUGUUUACUAUUGAAAACUUACUGAAAGUUACACAUUAGCUAAUAAUAAAAAAUGGCUAUGCAAUCAGCCAAAUCAACUUGUAUAGUUGAAGCUGUUGAAGAAGAUAAUGAAGAAUAUGGACCUCAACCAAUAUCAAAAUUAGAAGGACAAGGAAUUACUAGUGGAGAUAUUAAAAAACUUCAAGAAGCUGGUUAUCAUACUAUGGAAUCUAUUGCAUUUGCUACUAAAAGACAUCUUAUUACUAUCAAAGGAAUAAGUGAGGCAAAAGCUGAUAAAAUUUUGGAUGAAGCUUCAAAAAUGGUUCCGAUUGGCUUUACUACAGCUACAGAAUUUCAUCAAAAACGUUCAGAAAUUAUUUUGUUGACUACUGGUUCCAAAGAGUUAGAUCGUUUGUUAGGAGGUGGAAUUGAAACUGGAUCCAUUACAGAAAUUUUUGGCGAGUUUAGAACUGGUAAAACACAAUUAUGCCAUUCAUUAGCUGUUACUUGUCAGCUUCCUAUUGAUCAAAAUGGUGGUGAAGGAAAAUGUUUGUACAUUGAUACAGAAGGAACUUUCCGACCACAACGUUUACUUGCUGUAGCUGAACGUUAUAAAUUAACUGGAAGUGAUGUACUUGAUAAUGUUGCUUAUGCAAGAGCAUACAAUACUGAUCAUCAGACUCGAUUACUACUGCAAGCUGGCGCCAUGAUGGUUGAAUCCAGAUAUGCACUUUUGAUUGUAGACAGUGCAAUGGCUUUAUAUAGAACUGAUUAUUCCGGUAGGGGAGAAUUAUCUGCUAGACAAAAUCAUCUAGCAAGAUUUCUAAGAAUGUUGUUGCGUCUUGCUGAUGAAUUUGGUGUUGCUGUUGUUAUAACUAAUCAAGUAGUGGCACAAGUAGAUGGUGCAUCUAUGUUUGCUGCUGAUCCCAAAAAACCAGUUGGGGGAAAUAUCAUGGCACACGCAUCUACUACAAGACUUUAUUUACGUAAGGGCAGAGGUGAAACAAGAAUUUGUAAAAUUUAUGAUUCCCCAUGCUUGCCUGAGUCUGAAGCAAUGUUUGCAAUAAAUGCAGAUGGUAUUGGUGAUGCCAAAGAAUGAUUAUACUGUUGAAAUAUUUCUAAGACUAAUCAUAUAUAAUUUGUUCGUAUUAAUUAUUAUAAUUAGAUGACUGCUAAACUUAAGUUUCAAGGAAAUUUAAGAUGUAUUUUACUAAUUAUUAUUCAUCUAGAAAGAUGUAAAUCUUAAUUUUUUUAUAUAUAAUAAAAGUAAGAUAUAUUUAUAAAGAGGGUGUUAUAUUAUUAUAUAUGUAUAAAUUAAUAUUAUAUUUGUAUAGUUAGCCUUCUUAAGAUAUCUGUAAAUUUUAAAUUACUUACAUGUAUAUUGCAGCA
Daktulosphaira vitifoliae (grape phylloxera) is the source of this 1521-nucleotide messenger RNA. It is a transcript of the gene spn-A, whose product is annotated as DNA repair protein RAD51 homolog 1. Gene Ontology annotation, cellular component: condensed nuclear chromosome. The record is from RefSeq and is a predicted model, not a curated record. The transcript is spliced from 7 exons. Bases 206 to 1231 code for a protein of 341 amino acids. Gene Ontology annotation, biological process: DNA strand invasion; double-strand break repair via homologous recombination; DNA recombinase assembly. NCBI's taxonomy places the organism in Eukaryota, Metazoa, Arthropoda, Insecta, Hemiptera, Phylloxeridae. Gene Ontology annotation, molecular function: ATP hydrolysis activity; ATP-dependent DNA damage sensor activity; ATP binding.